Molecule: messenger RNA, 2376 nt
Organism: Oreochromis niloticus (Nile tilapia)
Lineage: Eukaryota; Metazoa; Chordata; Actinopteri; Cichliformes; Cichlidae
Product: zinc finger protein 2 homolog
Exons: 2
Coding region: 554-1732 (392 amino acids)
Biological process (GO): regulation of transcription by RNA polymerase II
Cellular component (GO): nucleus
Molecular function (GO): DNA-binding transcription activator activity, RNA polymerase II-specific; RNA polymerase II cis-regulatory region sequence-specific DNA binding
Source: RefSeq, a predicted model, not a curated record
ACAAUUCUUAGAUGCUUAGAUGAUGAAUUGUAGAAUAAAUUCUCCAUUUGUAAAAUAAUUUUAGAAUUCCACAUUAACAAAAUGAGUUUCGAAAUGUUUUUUUAAAAACCUCAUUACCAUCCUAGGGGAGCUAGGAUGGUAAUGAGGUGCUUGAAAUGUUGUAGGUGGCUGAGUUUAUACUGCUACCAUUGAGACUGAUCGGGACUCCGUCUUUGUGGAUCUAUGGAAGUCCAUAUAUACAGGGUGUAGCAUCCCCUGGGUAAAGGCGAUGACAUGCAGGGGGGUCAGUGGUUUUUCCCUUUCAAGUUCUUGUAGGCAACUGAUGACUUUGUUUUUGUAGUUGCUUCUGGGGUUUCACCUUGAAGCUUCAUAGGUAUUGUUGUCACUGAGGAGUUUAGUCAUGUUUAUUUGCUCUGCUUCUUUUUGUCAGGGAUAAAAUGCAUAUAUAUACUUUUUGUGUCCCAGCUGAGUAACAGGAGAAGAGGAGUCUGGUGGUGCAGCAGAAGAACAAUUUCAGCCAUUUGGACUCAGCUCAGCCACUACAGAGGAAACAAUGACUUCAACACAAAAGGACCAACAUGGAGCGAGAAGUCAGCGCUCUCAGGAGGCCGACAAACCUCACAGAAGAAAGGGAGAGAAAACCUACAGCUGUGAUGAGUGUGGGAAGGAUUUUACCCGGACUGGACACUUAAAAGCUCACCAACUCAUCCACAGUGGAGUUAAAGGUUACAGCUGUGAAUUGUGUGGAAAGUCUUUUACCCAGGCUGGAAACUUAAAAACUCACCAACUCAUCCACAGUGGAGUUAAAGGUUACAGCUGUGAAUUGUGUGGAAAGUCUUUUACCCAGGCUGGAAACUUAAAAACUCACCAACUCAUCCACAGUGGAGUUAAACCCUACAGCUGUGACUUGUGUGGAAAGUCUUUUACCAAGGCUGGAAGCUUAAAAGCUCACCAACUCAUCCACAGUGGAGUUAAACCGUACAGCUGUGAUGAGUGUGGGAAGUCUUUUACCCUGGCUCAAAGCCUAAAAACACACCAAGUCUUCCACAGUGGAGUUAAACCUUACAGCUGUGAAUUGUGUGGAAAGUCUUUUACCCAGGCUGGAAACUUAAAAACUCACCAACUCAUCCACAGUGGAGUUAAACCGUACAGCUGUGACUUGUGUGGAAAGUCUUUUACCCAGACUACAGACUUAAAAAGACAUCAACUCAUCCACAGUGGAGUUAAACCUUACAGCUGUGAGUUUUGUGGAAAGUCUUUUACCCGGGCUCAAAGCCUAAAAACACACCAAGUGUUACACAGUGGAGUUAAACCUUAUAGUUGUGGGUUGUGUGGGAAGGAUUUUACCCAUGCUCAAAGCCUAAAAAUUCACCAACUCAUCCACAGUGGCGUUAAAGCUUACAGCUGUGACCUGUGUGGAAAGCCUUUUACCCUGGCUCAAAGCCUAAAAAUUCACCAACUCAUCCACAGUGGAGUUAAAGCUUACAGCUGUGAGUUGUGUGGAAAGUCUUUUACCAAGGCUAGCGGCUUAAAAACUCACCAACUCAUCCACAGUGGAGUUAAACCUUACAGCUGUGACUUGUGUGGAAAGUCUUUUUCCCAGGCUAUCAGCUUAAAAACUCACCAACUCAUCCACAAUGGAGUUAAACCUUACAGCUGUGACUUGUGUGGAAUGUCUUUUCAAUAUCCAUAUCAGCUGAAAAAACACCAACAGAUCCACACCAGAAAGUAACUCUACAAGUGCAGUUACUGUGAGGUAUGUAUUUAUAUUUAUCUUGUAUUUUUAACCUGAUUGUUUGGAACAAGUCUGAUCAGUAAACUUAUGGAGUUAUACUGAAUGAACUGUUUGGAAAAAUGAAGACUCAUUUUCUCUCAGUAAGCUGAGUGUUGUAAUGUAAACAGUAAAAUGUAAUUGGACGUUGGCAGAGAUGCUCUUUAUUUCAGGCGACGUUCAGGAUAAAAAUGUUGAAGGAAUUCCCUGACUUACACUGUCUUUGUUUAGAAGUGGAGCGACGCACAUGGAUCCACUUCUCAACCCUGUCGUCACUGUGGUGGUGGGAAAGAGUUUCUCUGUGACCUUUGUAGAAAAACCUCCAGUCAUGAACGGGACCUAAAACCUCAUCAACGUAGACACACUGGAGCCAAAAUGAACUACUGCAAAGAAUGUGGGAGAGGCUUCCACACACCAAGUACAUUAAAAAUACAUGAACUCUUCCACAGUGGGGUCAAGAAGCACAUCUGUGACCAGUGUGGGUCAUCCUUCACCACUGCACAUGAGCUCAGUGAAAAAACAUAAGCGAAUCCACACAGGAGAGACACCAUACAAGUGCAGACACUGUGACAAAAGCUUCUCACAAUCAGGUCAUCGUAACAAAC